This is a messenger RNA of Ceratitis capitata (Mediterranean fruit fly), 1525 nucleotides long. RefSeq names its product innexin inx5 (gene zpg). Gene Ontology annotation, molecular function: gap junction channel activity. Lineage: Eukaryota; Metazoa; Arthropoda; Insecta; Diptera; Tephritidae. Gene Ontology annotation, biological process: phototransduction. The coding region runs from base 161 to 1294 and encodes 377 amino acids. The transcript is spliced from 3 exons. Gene Ontology annotation, cellular component: gap junction; plasma membrane. The record is from RefSeq and is a predicted model, not a curated record.
AGGAAAUCCGUUAUUUAAAGAGAAAAAAAUUAAAUAUUUUAUUUGUAUCAAAGGUUGGCGGAAAAUUAAUAUUCCUAUCGAAAAUAAAAAUUUCUAUCAAUACAAAAUUUGUGAUUUCGUGUUAGAUAUUUUGGAAAUAUUCAUUCCACAAGCCAUAAAUAUGUAUGCGGCUGUGAAACCGCUUUCCAAAUAUUUGCAAUUAAAAUCGGUUCGCAUAUACGAUGUGGUUUUCACAUUGCAUUCCAAAUGUACAGUGGUUAUUUUAUUAACCUGUUCAUUUCUGCUUUCUGCUAAGCAGUAUUUCGGAGAACCCAUUCAAUGCAUGGGCGAUGACAAAUAUAGUGAAUUCGUUAAUUCCUUCUGUUGGACCAUGGGCACUUAUAUUUACAAUGUGUACGAUAUACAAGAUCGUAUACCACAUGGGAACAAAUUGUUAAGUACCCAGACUGGAGAACCAUCUCCUUAUAUUGCAGAGGCUAUAACAACAGAAGUUGCUGGUGGUACGGAGAAAAUAUAUCUGCGUUACUAUCAAUGGGUCAUUAUGCUACUCUUAUUGCAGUCUGUUAUAUUUUAUUUCCCUUCCUUUCUUUGGAAAAUGUGGGAAGGUCAACGACUAAAACAGUUAUGCGCUGAAGUUGGCGAUGCUCUUGUUCCGGAGGGAACUUAUGUGGAACGUCUUAAGUUGCUUAUAAAAUACUUUUCAACAGAUUAUAAGGAUAUACACUAUUGUUAUAUGGUCAAAUGUCUGACAUGUGAAGUGUUGAAUUUUAUUAUCAGCAUAAUCAAUAUUUUACUGCUUAAUGUGUUCUUAAAUGGUUAUUGGACAAAGUACGUUGAAGCUCUUAUGGCCGUUCCAAUAUAUGACUGGGACAAUUGGAAUCGCAUUACUUCCCGAGUUUUUCCAAAAAUUUCCAAAUGUGACUACUUUUAUUUUGGACCGGGUGGUUCGCAAACUAAGCGAGAUGUUUUGUGUAUUCUACCUUUGAAUAUUCUAAAUGAAAAAAUAUUUGCCUUUCUGUGGUGCUGGUUCAUCAUAAUGGCUGUAAUCUCUGGUUUAAAUCUGUUGUAUCGUCUUUUCCUAAUGGCAAGCAAAACUUUUCGUUUAAAAAUGAUCAGCACUCAAUUGCGUCCAAUGUCUACAAGACAUGUGCUCAUGGCUUUAGAAAAUAUAAGCUUUGGCGAUUGGUUCUUACUUUUUAAAGUCAGUGUAAAUAUAAAUCCAAUGUUAUUUCGAGAUUUAAUUCAAGAAUUAUAUGAACAACGAAAAUUGAGAAAUAAUUUGACUUCUGUUUAAUACAAUUCAUCGACUGACUUGUACAGAUACAUAUGUAUGUAUUGAAGUAAUACAUAAUUUCUUACUUAGAAUUAGAACAAAAAUGAGUUAAUAUAAAAUAUUAAAGGCGAAUUACAUAGUUGAGUUAUAGAACCAUUAAAGUGCCUUGUUGUAUGUCAAAUGCAAACGUACUGAAGAUUUUGCAUUAAUGAAUUAUUUUUAUUUAUAUUAUCUUAUAUAAUUUUCUUUUUC